AUGUACUAUCGCAAGGUGUUGAUUUGCCCAAAUGGUGACUGGACCAGACGGGAUCCACGUGAUGGGCCCUACGGCAUUUUCCUCACCACAUCAAAGGGCGAAUCGGUGUCGGCAGUGGACAAUGUGCGGGGCAGCUACGAAGCCAUAUGGCAGGAAGCUAAUGACACGAUGAGGGAUUUACUCUGGGGCACGAAGAAUCAGCGCAUCACUGCCAUGGCCACAGUUCAAAUGCUGAAUCAAAGGAUAAAAGAUAUGAACUUGUUAUGGAAUCGAGACCCAAGGACUGGUAUCAUUGAUUAUCAAGACUGGAUGCAAGCGGGCGAACAACUUGACUUGGCUAUUCGCGACCACUGCAUCUUCAACUCGGAUGCACGAUACUAUGAUGUUGAAGAUUUCCUCUAUGAACGGAUUCAAAAUCGAUGCUAUCCAGCAUCAUGGAAAGUCGAAUGGGGACGCUAUCAGGAGAGGUGUGCUCUCAACUACGAAAUACAUCCCCGGCCUUUUAGAUCUCCUCAAUCAGAGGUUCAAAGAGCAGCAUUAAGCCGAAGAGCACAUUGGUCAGCGCUGCCUCCCCAGCUAAGACGACAGACAGGUUUUCGGCAACCCCCACAGAUUGUUAGACCUAAUCGCCGUCAGCCUACUACCAGAGUGGAUCGUAUAGAAAAAUGGGAUGACCUGAUGCGGCCAAUAAGAUGA
Molecule: messenger RNA, 696 nt
Organism: Histoplasma capsulatum G186AR
Lineage: Eukaryota; Fungi; Ascomycota; Eurotiomycetes; Onygenales; Ajellomycetaceae
Exons: 1
Coding region: 1-696 (231 amino acids)
Source: RefSeq, a predicted model, not a curated record